Molecule: messenger RNA, 1698 nt
Organism: Salvia miltiorrhiza (redroot sage)
Lineage: Eukaryota; Viridiplantae; Streptophyta; Magnoliopsida; Lamiales; Lamiaceae
Product: purple acid phosphatase 22-like
Exons: 5
Coding region: 163-1452 (429 amino acids)
Molecular function (GO): metal ion binding; acid phosphatase activity
Source: RefSeq, a predicted model, not a curated record
UUACUCGUCGUACUCUUAAUUUAUUAUUCCUUCAGAUAUUUAUUCUUCAAUUCUCCUAACUAAGCAUCUUAUUGUUCACCAGUAUAUACAUCCCUCCUUACUAACUAAUAACUACAUCAAGUUAACUGACAAUUGUUGGGACUGAAAAUUAAAGAUCAUAUCAUGUUGCUCCUCUUUUUCUUCUUGCUUUUCGCACCAUCGGUUUCACCGGAAUACACCCGUCCGCCUCCCCGCCCUCUCAUUUUCAGGCAACACAAUGGGACUGAAUCCGCCCCCCAACAGGUACACAUUUCAUUGGCAGGGAAGGAUUACAUGAGGGUUUCGUGGAUAACCGAUGAAAAAUCUCAAUCCGUCGUAGAAUACGGGAAAGCGCCCGGAGAAUACAGCGCCGCCUCCUCCGGCGAGGAAACUACGUCGUACCAAUACUUCUUCUACAGGUCGGGAGAGAUUCACCACGUCAAGAUUGGUCCGUUGGAGCCCAGCACCACCUAUUACUACAGAUGCGGCGGCGGAGGCCAGGAGUUCAGUUUCCGCACACCGCCGUCGGCCUUCCCCGUUGAAUUUGCCGUUGCCGGUGACCUGGGGCAAACAGAAUGGACAGAAUCAACCUUAGCCCACUUGGGCAGUAGGGACUACGACGUAUUCCUCGUACCGGGAGACUUGUCUUACGCGGACACCCAGCAGCCGCUGUGGGACUCAUUCGGGAGGCUGGUGGAGCCGUACGCGAGUGGUAGGCCGUGGAUGGUCACGGCAGGAAACCACGAGAUCGAAACAUUCCCCAUCAUAUACCCUCACGGCUUCAAAGCCUACAACGCUAGAUGGCUCAUGCCUUACCAAGAGGCCAACUCCCAAUCCAACUUGUACUAUUCCUUUGACGUCGCAGGGGCCCACGUCCUCAUGCUUGCCUCCUACACCGACUUUGAUGCUGACUCGGAUCAGUACGCGUGGCUUCUGGCUGACUUGGCAAGCGUCGAUAGGGCCAAAACCCCUUGGAUCUUUGCCUUGAUCCACGCGCCCUGGUACAAUACCAAUUCUGCCCAUAAAGGUGAGGCCGAAACUAUGAGGGUAGCCAUGGAAGAUAUUUUGUACAAGGCGCGAGUCGAUGUGGUCUUUGCUGGGCACGUUCACGCAUACGAAAGAUUUACUAGGGUUUAUGAUAACAAGGCUGAUCAGUGUGGUCCAGUUCAUGUCACUAUUGGUGAUGGAGGAAACAGAGAAGGACUCGCAACGACGUUCGAGAACCCUAGCCCUUCAAUCUCAAUAUAUCGCGAGCCAAGCUUCGGGCAUGGGCGGCUGAGGGUGUUGAACAACACCCACGCCCACUGGUCGUGGCACCGCAACAACGAAACGAACACCGUCACCGCCGAUGAGAUAUGGUUCGAGAGCUUGAUCACGUCGCCUCGAUGCAACGAUUUGGCUACUUCGUCAGAAUCUGCAAAUGAUGAACUAUGAUAUGCUCACAAUUCUUCGACAAAUAUCGAGUAGAAUACUGUAAAUUCGCUUGAUUCAUCAAUUUAUUUACCUUGUUUGUGUUGUACUCCUUGGCCUUCAAUUCGCAUGAACUAGUAGUAUAAGAAUAGGUUAUUAAUAUAGAAAUAAUGUCACUCGGCCAUCAAAGAAAAGUAAAUAGUGUCAAUUCUUUUGUACGUUGUAUGAUUAAUCUCGUUCAAAUUACAUAUUCCCUCCAUUCCAUAAAAA